AUGGACCGAGGUUUCUUCCGGAAGGUGGAUGUGCCAGACCACGCUCAUUACAUCGUGGCCUGCUUUGUCGUGGUGAUUGGAGCGGUAGGGGUCGGUGGGAACGCCCUGGUGAUGUACGCCUUCUUCAGUAACAAGAAGCUUCGGACUCCUCCCAACUAUUUCAUCAUGAACCUGGCAGUGAGUGACUUCCUCAUGGCCAUCACACAGUCCCCCAUCUUCUUUGUCAACUGUCUCUACAAGGAGUGGGUGUUUGGAGAAACAGGCUGUAAGAUGUACGCCUUCUGUGGGGCCUUAUUUGGAAUCACCUCCAUGAUCAAUCUGCUGGCUAUCUCCAUUGACCGCUACAUCGUCAUCACCAAGCCCCUGCAGGCCUUGCACUGGACCUCUAAACGCCGCACCUCCGUCGUCAUCGUCAUGGUCUGGCUCUACUCGUUGGCUUGGAGCCUGGCGCCUCUCCUGGGCUGGAGUUCCUAUAUCCCGGAGGGCCUGAUGACAUCCUGUACGUGGGAUUAUGUGACCUCCACACCAGCCAAUAGGAGCUACACUCUAAUGCUAUGCGUCUUUGUGUUCUUCAUCCCUCUGGGCAUCAUCUCUUACUGCUACCUAUGCAUGUUCCUGGCCAUACGCACCGGUAGUAGAGACAUGGAGAAGCUGGGCAGUCAGGUAAGGAAGUCCACCCUGAUCCAGCAGCAGUCCAUCAAGACUGAGUGGAAGCUGGCCAAGAUUGCCUUUGUAGUCAUCAUCGUGUAUGUGAUGUCCUGGUCUCCCUACGCCUGCGUCACCCUCAUCGCCUGGGCUGGCUAUGGAAGUACCCUCAGCCCCUACUCCAAGGCAGUCCCUGCUGUCAUAGCCAAAGCCUCAGCCAUCUAUAACCCCUUCAUCUAUGCCAUCAUCCACUCCAAAUAUAGAGACACUCUGGCAGAGAAGGUUCCCUGUCUGCACUGCCUGGCCCAGACCCCUAGGAAGGACUUUAUCUCUGUGUCCAACAGUGAGUCCUCCUUCAGGGACUCCAUGCUCAGCAGACAGUCCUCCACCUCCAAGACGAAGUUCCAUAGAGUGUCCUCUAUGUCCACUGGAGACACAAUGAGGAGUGAUGUCGAGCUGGACUCCAUGGACCAGCAGGGCCAGUCUCUGAGAAUCAGCCACUCCUCUGGAGCUCUGAGAGUGAAGGAGUGCAGACAGUCAUCCCAGCAGCGGGCCAAGAUAAGGAACAGCAACAGCCAGGAAAAGGUAAGGUUGGAGGGCUCACUGAGCAGCUGUGACCACGACCUGGUGUCUGAAUCUGUCAACAUGGCCACCGUGCCCCUCCUUAUGACCAGAGAGGAGGCUGGAGAGGGGUGGCAGGGGGAGGACAAGGAGAAGACCCAGGACAGAGUCCCCCAGUCAGCCCUUGAGGUGGAGGCCCCCCCACCCCCAGCCUCACCCCCCAGGUCCCCCAGGACCCUGAUCCACAACAAACACAGACACUCUGAGGUUUCCCAGAUCAUCAUCAUCCCCUUGUCAGAGACGACGGGGGACUAUAAGGGGGAGGAGCACGGAGCACAGACCCGUGAGAAGAACUUGCUACUGGGCCUGCAGAGUUUAAACUGCUCCACUGAACUGCUGGAGUCGGUAGAGAAAUUCCUCUCCUGA
Molecule: messenger RNA, 1632 nt
Organism: Salvelinus namaycush (lake trout)
Lineage: Eukaryota; Metazoa; Chordata; Actinopteri; Salmoniformes; Salmonidae
Gene: opn4xa
Product: opsin 4xa
Exons: 9
Coding region: 1-1632 (543 amino acids)
Biological process (GO): visual perception; G protein-coupled receptor signaling pathway
Cellular component (GO): membrane
Molecular function (GO): G protein-coupled receptor activity
Source: RefSeq, a predicted model, not a curated record